AUGCCAAAGAAAAUUAAUAUUACUGACAAACCGGGGUUUUCAUACUUCACUACCACGCCAUGUGAAGAAUGGGAUGCACUAGAAUAUCAUGAGGAAUGGUGUGCGUCCAAACAUCCCAUUAACAAGGCAACGAUCACGGUAGCAAUCACGCGACAGCUAGAAUGGUUUAUGAAGGAAGGAUCAGAAGAAGAAAAGAAGGAAGCUAACAGAAUGUUUAAGCAAUUUAAG
This is a messenger RNA of Paraglomus occultum, 228 nucleotides long. Lineage: Eukaryota; Fungi; Glomeromycota; Glomeromycetes; Paraglomerales; Paraglomeraceae. The record is from the annotation of a GenBank genome assembly.